GCUGUCUGUGCAGUUGCCUUGCUAUGUCGGAAGACUCUGGUACUGAAGGUCUGAGCUCAACUUCUUUGGUGGACUUCAUAACAAUGUCCCACUUUAAGUCUCUGGAUUCCAGUGAUCAGACCAACUUAGAGUUAUCUGAGCCUGAUUUUGGUCCUGGUGCCCUGCAAGUCUCACCUGGUUCAGGCUUUUUCAGUGAGGAAAAGGAAGACUCCAAGGUCCUUCAGUCUCAGUAUUUAUGGGAGGAAGGUGGGGACAGCAAUGAUUCCAGUUUGUAUAUGGGGCCAGCAUCAGAUUACAAUUUUCCACUUGCUUCCCAGAAAGCCUUGCCCAAAGAAAACAGAACACAAGUGAAAAACCCCCAAGAAGGGCCCACUUCUGAUCCAAUAACUGAUUCUGUGGAUCCAGACUCUGAAGCCCCUUCCACCAGUGUCCUUGAGGAGGAGGAGGAAGGAUUGCUUCCGAUAAACCAGUCAAAAGGAACGACUCAAAGCAGGCAAAUGCCAAAAGUCACUUUUUCUGAAACACCUGAAGAGGAUUCUUUAUACUCUAUCCUUUUCUCCACUGCAACCAGCAGAAUGGGUCCAGGGACUGAAGUGGCUACAAAAAAGCAUGGGAAAGAAUCUGCACUUGAGUAUUCUUCUUCAGGCUUUGACCUAGGGAGCAGCAUGGGACCCAGUCUCUUGCCUCUGUCUCCCAUCUUCUCAGCCGAGGCCUCUACAGGCCCCCAGCUUGUCUCAGAACUUUCUCCCAAGAUUACUCCAGAGAGCUCAGUAGCUACAAUAGAAAUAGAAGGGGAAUUAGUCUUAGCAACAGUAGCUGCAGUAGAAGGUGAUAUGCAAGAAGGAAAGGCCACAACACAUGGGGAGAUUCCAAAACCCAUAGCAGGAACAGUUGUGGCUGAAGUGGAACUGACAAGGGAAGAUCCAAUAGGUUCUUAUGAGGAUAGCCCCCAAGUAACUGAGACUGUUUCCAGGACUCCUAGCAGCCCAUCAAAUCCCAGCUCUUUGGGACAUUUUUGGGACUGGACCAGUGAACGAGCCCCAACUCCAACUCCUAUUCAGAAUAGCCAGGAUACAAAACUGCCUGUCAUCACAACUUCUGCAGCAGAACAGAGCUUUACACCACAAAACAGAGAUGUUCACAUGGAUGUGCUUGCCUCAGGAGUUCCCUGGAGUUUGACACAGAUUAUCUGUAAGGACUGGAGCAACCUGGCAGGCAAAAACUACAUCAUCCUGAACAUGUCAGACAACAUCGAUUGUGAAGAGUUCCGAGUGGAGAGAGGUCUCCAGUUGCUGGCACUGAUGGAGGAUGCCUUCUCCAGAUACAACAAUGGAUUGCAGGGGCAAUGGUUGAUCUCCUUAAGCAAACCUAAUGAGAAUGACAAACAUCUGUUGAUGACUCUGGCAGGAGAACAUGGGGUUGUUCCAACAAAUGAUGUCCUCUUGGCAUUAGGUGAUGUGUGGAAAAGCUUAGCUGAG
Messenger RNA from Python bivittatus (Burmese python), 1478 nucleotides. The record is from RefSeq and is a predicted model, not a curated record. NCBI's taxonomy places the organism in Eukaryota, Metazoa, Chordata, Lepidosauria, Squamata, Pythonidae.